Paramuricea clavata is the source of this 663-nucleotide messenger RNA. Lineage: Eukaryota; Metazoa; Cnidaria; Anthozoa; Malacalcyonacea; Plexauridae. The record is from the annotation of a GenBank genome assembly.
AUGAAACUUAUAACAUUUCAUAACGUAGACCAGCUGCGCAACCAGCCAAUUAACGACGCGUCACCUCAAAGUUCACUAAACGGACUUACGAGUGAACAGAUAUUCGAGAAAUAUUUCAAAUGCUUUGACGGAUUAGGACGCAUAUCAGACCCUUGUCACAUUAAGAUUAACCCUGACGCAACGCCUGUUGUUCAUCCACCUCGUAAGCUUCCUUCAGCGUUGAGAGAUCGAGUCCAGAACGAACUACAAGAAAUGGAAUCCAGGGGGAUCAUUAAGAAAGUCAACGAGCCCACGGCAUGGGUAAACUCCAUGGUAGUUAACGAGAAACGCUCGGGAAAAUUACGUAUAUGCAUUGAUUCACGAGAUCUCAACAAAUCUCUGCGCAGAGAGCAUUACCAACUCCCCACACAGCAAGAUAUUACAAGCCGCCUGACAGACGCCAAAUUCUUCAGUAAACUGGAUGCGAACUCUGGAUUUUGGCAAAUGCCACUUGACGAAGAGAGCUCUUAUUUGACGACAUUUAAUACGCCAUUUGGUCGUUAUCGCUUUACUGUGAUACCAUUUGGUGUCGUGUUUGCACAAGAGGUGUUUCAUAAAACUGUCAACGAGAAAUUUCAUGAUUUACCCGGAUGCGAGACGGACAUCGAUGAUAUUUUGAUUUGA